UCUUACCUCUUGCAUUUGUCAAAGCACCUGUCUAGGAUUAAUUUAGCCAACUCUGCAUUCUACGAAUCUGCAUUCUACGACUAUCUAGGACAACAUUCACUUCAUGUCCAUCUCGCAAAUAAUAAUAAACGGAUAAAGCCCUUCCAAAAGGUGCUGAACUUGAGAUGCUUGAGACUGCUAAGUUAUCACUUGUUUUGAUGCUUUUUCAAUGGCAUUUGGCUACUUCAAAUCCGAACGUCCUCUAUCGCUUUGUUAUGGAUCAAGGCGAUGAAGACAACGCAAAGGCAUUUUACGCAGAUGACAAUGCGAGAUGGAGAUCGCGUGAUGGCAACGCGUCUAAUGGCCGUUUGGGAGUAUUGAGUAUCGAAAACCCGGGCUACAAAGCCGUGCACAUGGAACAGCCUUCGUGUCUGACGAAUCUGGGUAGCGACAGCUGUGAAGGGGGCUUAGGCAUUAGCUUUUGGCUGCGCUAUAAAGGAUUCAUCUCAGCGAUUCUCGGCGACGUGACAAGCUAUCACACGAAGCUCCAGGGUUACCUGUCAAAUGCGAGUCCUAGCGGAGCACGCUGGGUUAAGUGUUACCGCGCAUAUGAACAUGGCUGGAGCAUGAGCGAGUUUCAUCGCCGCUGCGACUUCAAGGGUCCGACAUUGACACUGGUUAAAGUGCGCGACGAGGCUGUAUUCGGGGGCUAUUCAUCUGCCAGCUGGGGAGGACCAUCUGGUUCCCGAAAAGGAGCAACAGGAGGUGAAGGCGCAUUUGUUUUCUCUCUACUCAAAAAAGGCCAGUUUUCUGACUAUAAACACCCAAUAACCAACGGAGAAGUGCUAUUUACCGACCCAGUAAAAGGACCAAAGUUUGGGACUUUGCUCGAUUUAGGAGAGCACCCAGAAAAUGAGAACCACGCGAGAGGUGUCAUCCAACUUUCAGGGACUGAAGAAUUUGGCCUGUCUGAUAUGGAAGUCUUUUAUAUGGACUCGUUUUUGCCAUUGGGAAUGGGCGAUGGAAGAAUUCCCAAUAGUCAGAUCGUUCCUUAUGCUGAUCAAGUUCGCAUGAGCGAUCAUGGGAGCGGUAUGGACAUUUCCCAAGGUUCCACUGUCAGCAUUACCUUUCCAAUACCACAAAAGAUAAACGGAUUCGCUAUCCGUGGCUCAAGCGCGAAAUACGUGUCUAAACUAUCCAUCAAAUACCAGGACCUGAGGCAAUCAUCAACCUUGAUGACUUACAGUGAAAACGGUGAAGGCAAGGUAUACACCUUAUCAGACGGAGAUAGAAGACAGUUCGUAUUCAAGUCCUCCAUAAUUGCGACCAAAGUCGAAUUCACUGCAGUUGAAAUUUCAAGCGGCGUCGGAUCUAUUGCUUUGGAACUGUAUGGACGGCUGCUGACUGAAGGUGGUUCCUGUAAUAAACCUCUAGGAAUGGAAGCGGAAACUAUACUAGAUGGUCAAAUAACGUCAAAACUUCCACAUAAAGAUGAGUACUCGCCACAAAAUGCUCGUCUUAACAUGAAGUCAGGAGAUGAGAAUUGUUGGCGGGGGGAAAAAGACCGUUCUGAUUACAUACAGAUUGACCUUCUCGAUGUUUAUACAAUCACCGCCAUAGCUGUCCAAGCUUGCACGGACAAAAAUGCGUACACAAAAUUGUACUUUUUGCAGUACAGCAUUGAUGGGUCAUCGUAUGAAUACUACAAUGAUUCAAGUGGCUCAAUAAAGGAAUUCACUGGUAACACUGAAGACAAUAAUGACAUCAAGAAAAGCGAGUUAAACCCCUCUAUUGUGGCUAGAGCUAUUCGUAUUCAGCCAAAAGUAUACAAAGAUCGUCCUUCUGGUAGAUUUGAGCUGUAUGGAUGCCCCUUGGAAGACGACGCUCCGGUGUUCUCUACUGGAGACUACGCAGAAAAUAAACUGGGUUUCGCCGUGACUGUAACUCCCAACGACACACUCAAGCUGGCCAUGACGAAAAUUCCAUCGGGUGUUUCUUCUGUAAUGACCACACCUUUCCCUGUAGCAACUUGGAAUCGCGUCACUUUGGCGAUAUUGGAUGAUUCUACAACCUUUAUAUCUGUAAAUUAUACGUCCGUGUUUCAACUGGCGUAUAAAGGUUCUGUGGAAUCCAGCGUCAAUAAAAGGGUGAUAUUUGGAAACAACUUUGACAGUAUGAGAACAGAGAACCUCCAGAUUUCAGAUUUCCUUGCGUGGACAAAAGUUACUUCUAUGGAUCAAUUCAAGACUCUCCAUUAUGAGUAUGAUGGUUAUAACUUUAAUCAAGCAUAUUCGGAUACGGGGAACAGGCGGGGUACAUAUGUAACCCUAUCUAAUUGGGUUAAGAUGUCAAGUUGUGUCGCCAGCCCGCCCAGAAACUUGUGCUCCGGUAGUAUUGGGUCCGGAUUUCUAUACCUUGAGUCCUCUUCUCCGCGGCAAAAGGGUGAAACUGCGGUCAUCGAGAGCAACAAUCGCAUCAGUGUCUACCAGUGUUUUUCCUUCUCGUACCAUAUGCACGGUCGAAACAUGGGUAGACUUAACCUGUACGUGAUUGACGCUGCUUAUGGUACUAAGCGGUUACUGUGGAGGCUGACGGGCGAUCAGGGGGCUGGCUGGAAGAAAGCCUACGUGUCGAUUGACCAAACAAGCGCUUACAAGGUUCGGAUCGAGGCGGUUGUUGGGGACGGCUUCAGUAGUGAUGUCGCUAUCGAUGAACUACGUUUUGACCAGACUUCCUGUAGCACCACACCCGUCAUCGCUGUACCUGGAAAAUUACCUUCCGGUUUCAGAAAGUCUUCAAUACUAAGUCAUCACGGGAACAUGAAUUGGCUUUCCUCACAAAUCAAUUUGGAAAUAGGAAACAGGGACAGGUUUUGGGCUCCAUGCUUUGUCAAAUCUCUGGGCCAUACACUUGAUGUCUUCUCUAACAAUUGCACAAAGAAAGGACCGACAGUUACACUCAUCCGCAAGGGGAAAUACAUCUUUGGCGGCUUCACUGACCGCUCAUGGAGAAACCACGGCGCGCCCGAGUCUUCCAGUACCAAGUCAUUUAUCUUUAGUCUCGUUAGUCCUUCUACCUCGACGCCGCAAAAAUUUCUCCUUAAGGCAAACAUGACAAAAGCUGCUAUAUCGAUCAUCGACGGAGGGCCUGUGUUCGGGGGAACUCCAUCGUUUGACCUAAAAAUUGAUGUCGAAACCUCCUCCGUACGGGUACAGAUUGGUAAUUCCUACGAUCCACCGGUAACUCAAGGUGGAUCAUCUGUAGCAUCUGCGGCCGAAUUUUUCGUAGGAGCAAGCGAAUUUACUGCAGAUGACAUUGAAGUCUUGUACAUAGGUGAUCACGUGUGCGAUCAGUGGUGUGGUAUUCCCGGAUGGGAUUGCGAUGACGUCACUGGAAAAUGCCUUUGCAACUUCGAGGAUCGUAACGUCGAAUGGUGUCUAGAAGGUAAGAGUCAGUCGUCAUUCUCGUCGUAUCACCAUGAAAGCGAGUACUACAACGACCUGAAUGUUUUACCCUCAACCCAAUCGGGGGCAAGCAUAAUGCCUCAUGGCAUCAGUCAGAAAGCCGUGAAUAUCGAGGGAAGCAGGGCCUAUGUGGAUCUCGGCAGCUACAAAGGCUCGUGUAUAUUUGAUGAUAGCGCUGCAGGACUGUCAGUCUCAGUAUGGUUGAGAUAUGAUAACAAAACCAGGCAGAUUCUUUUCAGCAUCGGCCAAGAUCCAUUCGAGGGUUCACGGCUGUUUCUCUUUCUAAAUAAUUCGUCUACCGAUAAUUUGACUGUCGCUGCACGAUUCCUAAACAAAACAAACCACUACUCAUUCCAAGUGCCAUGGAACCUUUGGGCUCAUCUAGUGAUAUCAUGGUCGACUUCCGACCAGUCAUUGACAGUGAUCGUAAACGGAAAGCCAGUCGAUACUCUUUCGUAUCUUGUGUGCUUCGGGUGCCCACCUGUUAUCUCCUCGUAUAAUAUCCAUCUAGGAAGCAAUGAGGAACAGACGACGGGCGUGCAAUUUGAUGAGUUUGCCGUGUACUGUAAACCUCUUGAACUUGCUUCCAUCGAUUCGAUGUACAUCUUUUACAAAGGUGCGCUUGGUCUGCGAGCAAAUUACACUCUCCUAUUCCCGGAUAAGACUUGGAGUUAUUACUGGACAUCUCUUGAGUACAGUGGCUUGUUAGACCUACAAAACAAUUUGCUUAGAGAUAUCCGCGGAGUGUUCAGCGGAGAAGAUGAUGCGAUUCGCUCCGUGUGGAUUCAUGAGUGCAUGAAUAUUGAGACCAAAGUUGGCUGUAAAGUUGAAGUUCACUUCAAUCUAACCGGCUACAUAUAUGUUACUACAUUAAAUGAAGCCAUCGAUACUGGCCGUCUUAAUGCCCAACUCAAGCUGUUUGAAGUCAAUGAUGUACCAAGUACGCCCCUUACAUUGACUAGUACCGCGCACAACGGGACCUCCAUCUUAGUAGCGUGGACUCACCUGCUUGAGGACAAGCUGAACGGCAUUUUACAGGGUUACCUGGUCAGGUAUAAAGAAGCUACUCAGAAAGACUACUCCGAGUUGAACGUCUUACAGUAUACUACCAGCCACACCAUAUAUAACCUGACCCCCUACACUAUGUAUGAUAUAGGCGUUAGUGUAAUCAACCUCGAAGGCAUAGGAAUCGAAGCAGUUAUUCAAGCCAGGACCGGCGAAGAAGCUCCCAUCGCCCCGCCGGAUUCUGUUGUCGGACAGGGGCUGAACCAGUCCGCCAUAAAAGUGUUUUGGAAACCACCUUCCGGCAAGCUCACUGGAAUAUACCGGAGAUACCAAGUUUGCUUUAUGAAAAUGCAAGUGCCGCCCCAAGUCUUUACCUCGGCAGACAACAGGACAAUUGAAGCCAUGCCCAAUCAGACAGAUUUCAACGUCACUUUUGGCGGGCUUGAGGCCAAUACCAAAUACGUGUUCAUUAUAAGGGCUUUCACCGUUGAGUAUGGCCCGUUUAGUGAUGUUAAGUCCGCCAUGACAGUAGAAGGAGUCCCAACAGGGUCACCUGUUAAUUUUACUUCGCAUAACGGUACGGCGUUCGACCCCAAGCAUAACUGCUUCAUCACGUGGGACCCUAUUCCUGCGCAUUUACUUAACGGAGUACUGCUGACAUAUCGGGUGAUGUACCGCCUGCUCAACGCACCUGUAAAUGAGACCAGAGUUGUAGAACUUGGCGUGUCAUGUAAUUCGAGUCUACUGAUCAAGGGACUGGACUAUUUCUCAGUUUAUGAGGUUAGGAUCGCGGGCGCCUCCAGAGGUGGAGGCGGGGUCCACAGUGAUCCUGUGUACUGCUACACAGAAGGCAUAGCUCCUACUGGCCCCGUGUCAAAUCCGAAAUGCUUGACACCCACCAAGCACAGUUGCGCCAUACAGUGGGGGCCAGUGGAAACCUCCCUACAGAACGGGGUUAUGCUAGGCUAUAACAUCUCUUAUAUGGCUGGUGGCGCUCUCAAAUUUGUCGUGGUGGGCGACAGCAGCGUUCUGACGAAAGAGAUCAACGGUUUGGAUGUGUUUACAGAAUACACAUUCGUCAUCAGAGCGUACAACAAAUUUGGUUUGGGGAAUGAGACUCAAAUCACCUGUAAAAGUGGCGAGGGAGCCCCUCCUGAGAUACCUACCGAAGUUAUAGACAUUGGCCAAACAAAAGGAGCACGCUCAAGUGACAGCUGUUCAAUCAGUUGGAAAGAUGUCCUCUCUUCAACCGCGGGCAUCAUUCGUGGAUACCUACUCCUUGUACGCCACACGAACGUGACCGACCCCGCUAAGCAACUCCUAGGAACUUACGCGUUGUGCGCGGGUACAACACAGUUUACUGUACCUAACCUUAUACCGCAUAACAUGUACAGCCUUCGAUUAUCCGUAUUCACCACAGAACAUGGGAACUUCAGUGAGCCGCUUCAAUGCCUCACUGGUGAAGCAGCACCCGCGGUCGGUCCUAACAUCACGUGCCAAGAAAACGGAAACCAAUCCAUAACAAUUCACCUAGAGAUGAUUCCUCUCCCGCUACGGAAUGGAAUCAUUCGAGGAGUGUUUGUUUAUCAUACCAAAUUAGGUUCUGACUAUCCUCCUUCUGGAUUUGUGAGAAAUUGGCAGUUAGAGUACAAUCUGACUGAUCUUCAACCAUACACCCAAUAUGUGAUGAAAGUUCGAGCUUAUACUUAUACUAUAUACCCUGGGAACUUCAGUGAGGAAGUCACAUGCAGAACGGCAGAAGGAGUGCCUCAGACUGCGCCUGAGAGGAUCAGCGGUUACAACACAAGUACAUUCAGCAUCAAUGUCACGUGGUCUGCGCUGAAGGAGAAUGUCUCUGGCGUUCUUGGCGGCUAUACGGUGUUCUAUCGCAUGCGUGACGCGGGUAUUAACACCACAGUCAACGUGAGCUUGCCUAUACCCAACACACACGUGGAGAUCAAAGACCUUGAGGUUAACACUUCCUAUAUCUUCGAGGUUGCAGCGUUCACUGGCGCUGGCCAUGGUCCCAGGACCGCUCCUAUAAUUGUUUCUACGGAUAGCAAAGUCCUUCCGCCGCCGGGGGAAGUCCCGGCGAAUGUUAGUGAAAAGAACCAGACGGGAUCAUCAAGAGAAUGCUCCAUACAGUGGAGCCCAGUUGUUAGCACUGACCCUGACCCUGAUGCGGCUGUGAUUGGCUACAAUAUCUAUUACCGCGUGAAUGAUAACAAUAGCGAGUGGCAAAAACAAGUGCUGGAGGGGCUUAACACGACAUUCGACGUGACCGGCUUGGAGGAAUACACGGAGUACUUGAUACGCGUGUCUGCGUUCAACAAAUACGCGGAGGGCAACCGGAGCGAAGAGCUCACUUGUCAAACGCUACAAGAUGCUCCAAGUGCACCACCACAAAAUUUGUCAGGCGUUCCCGAGAGUUCCACAGCCAUCUCCAUCACUUUUGGCGAUAUUCCCGAAAGGGACCAGAACGGUGAAGUCGUAUAUUACCUCGUCUGUUUCUACGAAAGGGCCCUUGGCAACUCGACCAUACAAUGCUUAGUGGUGGAGAACACUAGAUCGCGACGGGAAGCCUCGUUCGACCAGCACAGCAAGACCAUCACUGGCCUCAAGCCUUACACGGAGUACGUGGUACAAGUGCUGGGCCAUACCAUCAAGGAUGGAGUGUACAGCGAUCCCAUUACCGUCACCACGGCUGAGGAUGUCCCAGCUCUACCCCCGACAAACUUCAUCGUGUUCAACACAAGCGAAACAAGCCUGAGACUUCAAUGGGAUCCCAUCCCAGAUGGCUACCUACACGGGGUCCUGCGCGGGUUCAAUAUAUCGUACUGGUUAUCAGACUUACCUGUUAACAUGACAAGCAUCAACAUCACGCCAGAUCAAGCUUUAACCGGGCCAGGAAAAACGGGAAGACGACGACGACGUUCAGUUGACGCACCAACCUACUCUUGGGAACUGACAGACCUGAAGAUAUGGUCAAAUUAUACCGUGCAGAUCAACGGCUAUACGAUAGGGGAGGGGGUAAAGACAAACAUGGUCAAUGUUACUACUGAUGAAGGAAUCCCUUGCCUACCGCCGGACUAUGUGACGUUUGAUGCUCCCUCCCAGACAUCCAUCUCUGUAUUCUGGACGCCUGUACUUAGACAUUGUCAGAACGGGAUCAUUCUGGGCUAUCGUUUGAGAUAUAGGAUCCUUGAACCUGGUUCACCAGUCAUAACGCUAAACUUCACCGCAGACCAGAACUACACGAUAGUAGAAGAUCUCGACAAGAAAGUGAACUAUACUUUCUCUGUGUCUGCCUUUACCAGGAAAGGAGAGGGAAAUGCUUCUUCUGAUUUGAUCCAGCCCGAUCAGUUUGGUCCCAAGACCUCACCACUUAACGUGACCGCAGAGAACUGGGUAACCCCUAACACAGUCCCAGUCCACUGGCAGCCUCUGGAUGAGCCCGAAAUAAUGGAAAAGCUUAUGGGAUACCGGAUAUCGUACAGACCUAUUAGUAUUGGCGAUGAGGUUGUCCGCAACAGGCCCUGGAAAAACAUCACCGUCCGAAAAGACAAGCAAACCACAUUUGUCAUUAAGGAUCUCAUAAACUACGUCAAAUACGAAUUCCGAGUGACGGGGUUCACCCGAGGGGGGGAUGGACCACACGAGGCUGCUAACGGGGAAACAUGCCAUUGCUACAAACGGGUGGCGGCAAACUACCGGAUCUUCCCGCCUUACGUGAUUGCAAGUUUAGGGUUGACGUCCGUGAACAUGUCUGGAAUGAUCCCUGAGAUACUGCGCAACUUGACAGUCUCCUGCUGCAGGACGUGUCGCCAACACGGACAGUCCUACGUGGAUUUCUUCAGGAAUGGACAAGGAGGACCUUCUUAUCAUACCAACGAAAAAGAGGUACAAAACUUGAUCGACAACAACAAUGACCUGAGCUUCCCUGUGUACGGCUAUCAGUCACAGAUUGUGUAUGAAGGCAUCUACAGGUUCAUCCCUCUUGUCGAAUCCCCUGGCUUUGCUUUACUUGUCAAGGAGCCUGACAAGAUAAACGCGUUUCGUGAGAUCAUGCUGUCUGUGCUUGGCACUUGGCCGUGCCUAUUGUUAACUGUGCUGAUGGCACUGUUGGCUGGAAUCGUCAUGUGGAUGCUGGAUACUACGGCCAAUCCAGAGCACUUCCCGACUACAGUUGUGUCCGGCUUUUGGAACGGAUGGUGGUGGGCGUUCAUCUCUAUGACAACCCUGGGGUAUGGCGACCGAGUUCCCCUCACUAACCGAGCCCGCGUGUUCACUAUAGUCUGGGUCCUAAUUGGUCUCGUCAUCUUUAGCAUUCUAAGCGGGACAAUAACUUCCGCCUUCACGUCCAUCGUGUUUGAGUCAGCUACUGGGAUCUACGGUACAAAGAUUGCAACACUUUCCGACACACCGGAAUACCGCUUUGCUGCUCGCCGACAGGCCAGGGUCAACAUAGAUAAAAAUUAUACUCGCUUCUUGGAUGUGGUGGAGGCCCUUAUGAGUCGAUCGGUGGAAGGGGUCCUUAUCGAUGCCUACGAAGCCGGAACUAAGAAGAAAGACUUAGCAGGAACAGGUGUUCGGAUUCAGAAGGUGUACGACUAUAAGUCUACAUAUGGUGUGGUACUGUCGGGCCCAUCUGUCCGCCUUUACAAGUGCUCUCGUAACUACAUGACCGCAUACAAGGCCGACAUGUACACUCAUAUUCAGAAGUUUGUCCAGGUUGUCGAGGCUGAUGCAUAUGACGAAGUUGUCGAGCUGUCUACGGGAUUGUUCGACAAGGACACACAAGCUUUUAAAGAUCUACUCUUUUACUCGCUUAUUGUGAUGGGGGCAUUUUGGUUUCUCGGGUUGCUGUGGGAACUUAGACGAUUCCUUAUGAAUCGCAAAGUUGAAGAGGGAUACGAAGCCCUUGAAGCGAAAAAGAAGAUGGAGUCGGAGUUAAGAGAAUUUGCUAACUCGUUUUACGAGGAUUUGAAAGAAACGAUAACUUCGAUGAGACAACGGCAUAAACAGGAGCGGCUUCAACUACUACGGCAAAUGCCCAAGUCGGCGAAAUCCACGCUGGCAAGGGAACUGAAAGCAUGACUUGAGCCGAGGCCAAGGUGCCCAUUCCCAUAAACUAAAGGAGGCAAACAGGCAUCUUAUUUACUUAAACUAACUUAAUAAAAUUAAGCAUCUCUGUACUUAAACAAAAACUUAAACGGAGGCCAACAAGCAGCACAUUAGUCUCCCACGCCGUCGUGACGUCUGCUUCGGAGGACAGUGAUUCUAUGAGGAUCGUUGAAAAAGAGCACUGCGACAAAAAGCUUUUUUUAUAUCUAGAAAAAAAAAUAGCUGCACGAGUCCUAUUAGAUGCUCUCGGGAUGCGCAUUAUUGCAAUCAACACAGAACGCUCGUAACCUUGGUGAUGCAAUCACCAAAGAAGCCAAGCAAUCAGGGGCGGAACCACGAGUUCCAUAAAAGGGGGACCGAAGCAAGGGCUUCAAGUAAAAGGGCGGUCAAGAAAAAGGGCCGGAA
This is a messenger RNA of Nematostella vectensis (starlet sea anemone), 9977 nucleotides long. RefSeq lists its product as uncharacterized. Gene Ontology annotation, cellular component: membrane; external side of plasma membrane; signaling receptor complex. Lineage: Eukaryota; Metazoa; Cnidaria; Anthozoa; Actiniaria; Edwardsiidae. Gene Ontology annotation, biological process: cytokine-mediated signaling pathway. The record is from RefSeq and is a predicted model, not a curated record. The coding region runs from base 165 to 9545 and encodes 3126 amino acids. Gene Ontology annotation, molecular function: cytokine binding; cytokine receptor activity. The transcript is spliced from 43 exons.